GGCUGCGGUCCGGUACUUGCCUGCUCCUGCAUACAUGACCGCGCCUGGGAAGCAAUGGACACCACCGCCUGGCCUGCCGUCUCCCCUCCACGCACGCCUAAACUCCAUCACGCACCCUUGAUCAACGCCGUCCCUUGAAACCCCUCCGCCAUCCGUCGCAGCCCUCAGGUCCCAAGCCACACCUCACCUGAACAACGCCAUAGCUAAAGUGGGCACGCGCACGUCCAGCCUGCUUUUCAGCUCUCCUCUUCUCUACCGCUGACUGCCCGACCCCACAUCCUUCACCAUGGCGAUCGAAAGCGUCAGGAAGCGACAUCCACCUGGAUCCGUCCCCGUCAUAGAGAAGCUCAAGGCGCAGAGGUCGGCCAAGUCUACAACAUCGCAGCCACAUCCAGGCGGGGAGAUCAAGCAUGGCGCAUGGAAGCAGGCCCUGCGCAUGUGUCUCUUUGCCGCCUACUUCAACAGCAGCAUCAUGGCUAUCGCCAUCACCCAGUACAUUGGCGCGCCGCUGUACUUCUUCAGCAAGGACUUGUUUUAUGCCUGGAUGGCCAUGUCGAAGCAGCACUUUGGGGUUGUCUCGACCACAAUGACCUACUGGUGGGCGCCUGUCAAGAUGAGGAUAAGCGGGGAUGAGAGUGUCAGAGGCCAGUUCAGAAAGACAGAAGACGGGAGAUUAGAGUGCGAUUUUCCAGAACGUAUGGUCUUGGUAUCCAACCACCAGAUCUACACUGACUGGGUCUACCUCUGGUGGACGGCCUACACAUCCUCCAUGCACGGCCACCUCUACAUCAUCCUCAAAGAAUCCAUAAAAUACAUACCCGUCCUCGGCACCGGCAUGAUGUUCUACGGCUUCGUCUUCCUCUCCCGGAAAUGGUCAACAGACAAGGGGCGCUUCCAGCACCGCCUGCGCAAAUUAAGCACCAGCCACGACGGGCCCAUGUCCGGCUCCAAGGGCCUCGAUCCCAUGUGGCUCCUCAUCUUCCCCGAAGGCACCAACCUCUCCAUCAACGGCCGCAUCGCAAGCAAGAAAUGGGCAGACAAGAACAACAUCCCCGACCUGCGCCACGCCCUGCUCCCCCGCAGCACAGGCCUGUCCUUCUGCCUGCAAGAGCUGAAGACAACAGUCGACUACAUGUACGACUGCACCGUCGCCUACGAAGGCGUGCCCGUCGGCGAAUACGGCCAAGACCUCUUCACCCUCCGCGGCUCCUACUUCCAAGGCCGACCCCCCAAAUCCGUAAACAUGCACUGGCGCCGCUUCCCCAUCGCAGACAUCCCCACCCACGCCGAAGACGCCUUCUCCGACUGGCUGCUCGCCCGCUGGCGCGAGAAAGACGACCUCCUCCAGUACUACGUCGAGAACAACCGCUUCCCCGCCGAUGAGGGCGUGUCGCCGAAUAAAAACGGGGGCUUGCCGUUGAAGGGCGCCGGCUGGAUUGAGACCGAAGUUCGCCCUGUGAGGUGGUUUGAGUGGGCGCAGAUUUUUGUUCCCGCGGCGGCGUUGGCGUUGGUGGUUAAUGUGCUGUGGAAGGUUGUGCUGUUGGUGGGGAGGAUGAGGGCGUGAUGUUGUGGGGUGUAGUAGGGGAUGUAUAUCUUGUAUGGGUGGGCGGAUUUGUUGGUUAUGGGUGGACUGGACUGGAGGCUUUUUUUUCUUUUGGCAAGGCACUUGAUACCCCCGUUGAUUGCAUUGCGUUGUGUAUAGAAUGAGAAUUAGAAGAGUGAAUGAGAGGGCGGUACUCUUUAGUGUUUGCAUGGCUAUUUAUUCGAGUUAAAACACUUGCUGAUUUUGACGUGGAGGCGCCAUAUUAGGUGGCUCUUGGAUUGACGUCAAAAACUGAAAGUAAGCUGAAGUUUUUAGAGGAUCGAAAAUAGAGCAGAUAAAGAGAGACAGCGGAU
Molecule: messenger RNA, 1896 nt
Organism: Dothidotthia symphoricarpi CBS 119687
Lineage: Eukaryota; Fungi; Ascomycota; Dothideomycetes; Pleosporales; Dothidotthiaceae
Product: acyltransferase-domain-containing protein
Exons: 4
Coding region: 287-1564 (425 amino acids)
Cellular component (GO): endomembrane system
Molecular function (GO): acyltransferase activity
Source: RefSeq, a predicted model, not a curated record